GCGGUGUGCCCUGGUCGACACUUGGGGGGUGCGGCCGCCAUUGUCCCUGGCCAAGGACAGAAGCCGGACGCUCAGUGCAGCAGCCCCGGAGCUCAGCUCAGCCUCAGUGCAAGGUCGGGGCAGUGGCUGCGAGCCAGGCUGAUACUUGCAGUGCUCCCAGACAGGACCCUGGCUGAUUAAUCCUCAGGGAUGGCAGCCAUCAACCCAUGGCCCUCCUGGGGUACCCUCAUGGACCAGUCUGACCCUUCUGUCUCCUGGGCUCUAUGCCCUCAGGAUCCAGCAUGGCACAUAGAGGGAAGCCCUGAGGAGAGCAGAAGACAGGCAGAUGGGCUUCAAACAGCCCAAGACCAGGAACCAGUGACUUUCAAAGAUGUGGCUGUGGCCUUUACCCAAGAAGAAUGGGAGCAGCUAGACCUUGUUCAGCGGACUCUGUACCGUGAUGUGAUGCUAGAGACUUAUGGACACCUACUUUCUGUGGGGAAUCAGAUUGCUAAGCCUGAAGUCAUCUCCCUUUUGGAACAAGAAGAGCCAUGGUCACUGGAGCAAGGAUAUCCUAAGAGCAGCUGUCCAGAGUGGAUGAGAAAUGUUGAAAGCAAAGCAUUGAUUCCAGCACAGAGUGUUUUUGAGGAAGAACAAUCCAGCAAUGGAAUGGUGUUAGAAAGAUACAUAUGGGAUAAUCCAUGGCUCUCCAGGUUAGGAGUUUUGGGAUAUGGAGACCAAAUAGAAAUGUAUCACAUGAAUCAGAACGCAGGUAUGAGGGAAAUGGUCUUCAUGCAAAAACAAGUACUUUCUCAACGAGGUUCUGAAUUCUGUAAACUUGGCACAGAGUACAGCCAAAGCUUAAACUUAAUUCCACCUCAAAGAGUUUCUCAAUUAGAACAUUUCUACAAAUCUGAUACACAUCUUGAAACUUGGAGAUGUAAUUCAGCCAUAAUGUAUGCAGACAAAGUUACCUGUGAAAAUAUUGAUUAUGAAAAAGCCUUCUGCCAGUCUGUUCAGCCUGUUUACCCUGCAAAAUUGCAAACUAGAGAUAAUAUGUUCAAAUGUACUGAUGCUGUGAAGUCUUUCAAUCAUAUUAUACAGUUUGGUGAUCAUAAAGCAGUACAUACAGGAGAAAAACUCUAUGGAUAUAAGGAAUACCAUCAAAUCUUUAACCAGAGCCCAUCACUUAUUGAACAUCCAAGAUUUCAAAUUGGAGGAAACCAGUAUGAGAAAUAUAAAGAGUACGGGAAUAUCUUUUAUUUCUCAUCUUUUAUGGAACAUCAAAACAUUGGUGGUGUAGAAAAGGCAUAUAAAUAUAAUGAAUGGGAGAAAGUCUUUGGUUAUGACUCAUUACUUGCUCAACAUACAAGCACAUACACUGCAGAGAAACCCUAUGAAUUCAACAAAUGUGGUACAUCUUUUAUCUGGAGCUCUUACCUUAUUCAACAUAAGAAAACUCAUCCUGGAGAUAAACCCUAUGAAUGUGAUAAAUGCAGAAAAGUUUUUAGGAAUCGUUCAGCCCUUACUAAGCAUGAACGGACUCACACUGGAAUAAAACCUUAUGAAUGUAACAAAUGUGGGAAAGCCUUCAGUUGGAAUUCUCAUCUUAUUGUACACACAAGAAUCCAUACAGGAGAAAAACCUUAUGUAUGUAAUGAAUGUGGGAAAUCAUUCAACUGGAAUUCCCAUCUUAUUGGGCAUCAGAGAACUCAUACUGGAGAGAAACCUUUUGAGUGUACUGAAUGUGGCAAGUCUUUUAGCUGGAGUUCCCAUCUUAUUGCCCAUAUGCGGAUGCAUACUGGAGAGAAACCCUUUAAAUGUGAUGAAUGUGAAAAGGCUUUUAGAGAUUAUUCAGCCCUUAGUAAACAUGAAAGAACUCACUCUGGAGCAAAACCAUAUAAAUGUACUGAGUGUGGAAAGUCCUUCAGCUGGAGCUCCCAUCUUAUUGCUCACCAAAGAACUCACACGGGAGAGAAACCUUACAACUGUCAAGAAUGUGGCAAAGCUUUCAGAGAGCGUUCAGCCCUUACAAAACAUGAAAUUAUUCAUUCUGGAAUUAAGCCCUAUGAAUGUAAUAAAUGUGGAAAAUCAUGUAGCCAAAUGGCCCAUCUUGUUAGGCAUCAAAGGACUCAUACUGGAGAAAAGCCCUAUGAAUGCAAUAAAUGUGGAAAAUCCUUCAGUCAGAGCUGUCACCUUGUUGCUCAUCGGAGAAUUCACACUGGUGAGAAACCCUAUAAAUGUAAUCAAUGUGAACGAUCCUUUAAUUGUAGCUCUCACCUAAUUGCACACCGGAGAACUCAUACUGGAGAAAAACCAUACAGGUGCAAUGAGUGUGGGAAGGCAUUUAAUGAGAGUUCUUCCCUGAUUGUACACUUGAGAAACCAUACUGGAGAGAAACCCUACAAAUGUAUUCAUUGUGAAAAAGCUUUCUGUAAGAAUUCUUCCCUGAUUAUUCAUCAGAGAAUGCAUAGUGGAGAGAAACGCUUUAUAUGCAAUCAAUGUGGAAGAGCCUUUAGUGGUCAUUCAGCCUUACUUCAACAUCAGAAAAAUCAUAGUGAAGAGAAACUGUAACUGAAUUGGUCAAAGACUUUUCUUUUAUUGUAUGUUUAACAACACAUUGGGUAGGGGUGGAAGCCCUAUAAGUAUAACCAAGAAGGAAGUUUUUCACUAAGAAUUCAGUUAAACUGUCUUUACUAUACAACAGGAAAUCUCUUUUUAGAAGAAACUUUGAGUGACAGAAACGAAAAGACUAGGGAAAAACUUUCAGCAGUUAUGUAGCCUGUAUUCAAUGGUAGGAAAUUAUAGGAAAAAAAGUUCUAAGCUUUUUAUGUGGUCUGAGGAACAUGAUUGGGUGAAUGCAGUAUUCUAGCAAAAGCUCUGAUUUGUAGAUCAAGAUGUAGAAGUUUGUGCAUUACUAAGAGGAAAGUCUUGUGCCAAGAAUAGUUAGUGUUUUAACUGGAAAAAUACUACCUGGAAUAUAGAUGGGAAGCUUUGCAUUAACAUUUUGUGCAUAAUGAUAGAAACAGAUUUUGCUAUUACAAGGGGAGGGUCUAGGUGCUCUUUAAGAGAUAGAAUAUGGAAUAUUAAGUCUGAACUUAUGGGGAAAAAUUAGUAUAGUACUGAGUGGAAUAUUUACUGUUGAUCAAGGUUAACCUCUUUAGAAAAAAAUUAGUAAAUGAGAUCACUAAUGAUAGAAGAUAGAAAGGCUAUUGCCUAGAAAUAUGAAACUGAGUUUUGAAAUAGAACCAAUACUUAAUAAUGUAGUGUCAGUGUCCAUUGGUACAUAUCAGUGAAUUAUUGGGCAGUUAGCUUAUAACUCUUAGGCAAUCACUAUAAAUUAUAAUUGUGGGUACUGGCAAUAUAUGUAAUAGAAGAAACAACAGUAAAAAGGACACAAUUGUACAUAAACAUCUACUAUAACAUCUAAAAAAGUGUGUUUGGAUAAAGACCUCUUAGAUCCAUGGAGAAAUUAACCCAGUUAAUUUAAGGGGUUUUUUUGGGGGGGUUGUUUUUGUUUGUUUUGUUUUACAAAUACAUAAGCACUUACCAUGUGCUAGGCCUCCUUUUAAAUUCUUUUUUUUAAAAUAUUAACUUGUUCAAUUCCCUUAACUCUAUGAAGGAGGCAUUGUUACUACCGCAGACUUACAAGUGGAUAAACAGAAGCAGAGAUGUUGAAUAACUUACCCAGGAGACACAAGAGAGUACAGUUGAGAUACUUUGGCUCCAGAGUGUGUUUUUAACCACUGUGUUUUCUCACUUUUGUUCAAUGUUUUUAUAAUAAUAUUUGAUAAUAAAAUUCAAGAAAAUCCUAACUAAUGAAAA
Messenger RNA from Rattus norvegicus (Norway rat), 3804 nucleotides. NCBI's taxonomy places the organism in Eukaryota, Metazoa, Chordata, Mammalia, Rodentia, Muridae. The record is from RefSeq and is a predicted model, not a curated record.